AUGUGUAGGAGUAAGCACGAAGGGGGGAUGGGAUUCCGCCAGUUUGAACAUUUUAACCUGGCUCUCCUAGCAAAGAUUGGUUGGCGGAUUCUCAAUGAGCCCCAAUCCCUCCUUGCACAGGUCUAUAAAGGGAAGUACUUCCCGCGAGGGUUGUUCCUAAGUGCGCAGGCUAGAUCUCGCCCCUCAUGGGGGUGGCAGAGCAUCCUCUAUGGAAGACGGUUAUUGGAGAAGGGUUUACGGUGGUUGAUUGGCAAUGGCCAGUCGGCUUCUCUACUCGACUCUAACUGGAUUCCGGGAGCCCAGCUCGACCCACCAUGUUAUAAUCCUUUGAUCUUACCGGACGGGGGUGAUCCCUUGGUGGCGGAGGUUAUUCGUCAAGGGGAAGGGAGGUGGGCGGAAGACAGGCUUAGUCAUUGGUUCGAUUCGCCUACCUGCAAAGCCAUUAUGACUAUUCCCCUUCCGCGGUAG
Messenger RNA from Linum trigynum, 468 nucleotides. The record is from the annotation of a GenBank genome assembly. Lineage: Eukaryota; Viridiplantae; Streptophyta; Magnoliopsida; Malpighiales; Linaceae.